CGUGACUGCAUCUUUUCCUCACCCGAGGAGAAGGAAGAGGAGGAGGGUGAGAAACGAACGAGAAAGAAAGAGAUGUGUCAGUGAGUUCCCGCGAGAUGUGACGGAAGCCUGUGGGGGACCCGGGCUUUAAAGUGCGGCUCCGCCGGCGGUCGUGAGGGGAACCACUGUCAUGAAAAGGAGGAUAUAAUAAGUUGUUCAGCGUAUGAACUUUGGCUUACAUGUGAAAUCUGCCAGGUAAUACAAGGACCUGUAGAAUAUGAGUGAUGACAAACCCUUUUUAUGCACUGCCCCUGGAUGUGGACAGCGUUUUACCAACGAGGAUCAUUUGGCCGUCCAUAAACAUAAACAUGAGAUGACACUGAAAUUUGGUCCAGCUCGUAAUGACAGUGUCAUUGUAGCUGAUCAGACUCCAACGCCAACUCGGUUCCUGAAGAAUUGUGAAGAAGUGGGUUUAUUCAAUGAGCUAGCAAGUCCUUUUGAAAAUGAAUUCAAAAAAGCUUCUGAAGAUGAUAUCAAGAAAAUGCCUCUAGACUUAUCACCUCUCGCAACACCAAUUAUUAGAAAUAAAAUUGAAGAGCCUUCAGUUGUUGAAACAACUCACCAGGAUAGCCCCUUACCUCAUCCAGAGUCCACUACCAGUGAUGAAAAGGAAGUGUGUCUGCCGCAGACUGCUCAGCCUACAUCCACCAUUGUUCGUCCAGCUUCUCUACAGGUUCCUAAUGUGUUGCUUGCAAGUUCUGACUCAAGCGUCAUUAUUCAGCAAGCCAUACCUUCACCAACUUCUAGCACCGUCAUAACCCAGGCUCCAUCCUCCAAUAGGCCAAUAGUACCGGUGCCAGGUCCUUUCCCCCUGCUGUUGCAUCUUCCUAAUGGACAAACCAUGCCUGUUGCUAUUCCUGCUGCGAUCACAAAUUCUAAUGUGCAUGUCCCAACUGCAGUUCCACUUGUUAGACCUGUCACCAUGGUGCCUAGCAUCCCAGGAAUUCCAGGGCCUUCUUCUCCACAACCUGUGCAGUCAGAGGCAAAAUUGAGAUUAAAAGCUGCCUUGACCCAGCAGCACUCUCAGAUAACAAAUGGAGAUACUGCAAAGGGACAAACAAGUGGAUUGACUAGAACUCAGUCGGAGGAAGCACGACCACAGUCAUUACAGCAGCCUGCUACAUCUACUACUGAAACACCGGCUUCUCCAGCUCAGCCUGCCCCACAAACUCCAAAUACAGGCGGUCGCCGAAGAAGAGCAGCAAAUGAAGAUCCUGAUGAGAAAAGGCGGAAAUUCCUAGAGCGGAACAGGGCAGCUGCUUCAAGAUGUAGACAAAAAAGAAAAGUUUGGGUACAGUCUUUGGAGAAGAAAGCAGAAGACUUGAGCUCAUUAAAUGGACAAUUACAGAAUGAAGUCACCCUGCUGAGAAAUGAAGUGGCACAGCUGAAACAGCUUCUCCUGGCUCAUAAAGAUUGCCCUGUAACAGCCAUGCAGAAGAAAUCUGGCUAUCAUAACAAUUAUUGUCUCCCAAAGCGGCUCACAUCAAUCAAAAAGAGAGACAGGCCCUGCCGUCAGGCUUACAAACUAAAAAGACAAGACACACAAGGGAAGGGGAGUGGAGGAAAAAGGAAGAGGAGGGAGUUCAGUUUUUCAAGGCCAGAACAAGGUGCCACAGAUAAAGAUGAUAGUUCUGAAGAUAUUUCCGUGCCAAAUAGUCCUCACACAGAAGCUAUUCAACAUAGUUCAGUCAGCACUUCCAAUGGAGUAAGCUCCACCUCCAAGGCAGAAGCAGUGGCUACAUCGGUUCUCACCCAGAUGGCAGACCAGAGUACGGAGCCGGUGCUUUCACAGAUUGUAAUGGCUCCUCCGUCCCAAUCGCAGCCUUCAGGAAGUUGAUUAAAAACUUGCUUUGUUUUUAGAUAUUCCUUAGCAACUUCAAAAGGAAACCAAGGAGAGCAGCCUUCAUCUAGGAGAAACCUGUAGUUUAAAAAUUAUUCAUCUGUAAAAUUCAAACUUGAAUUUGGCUUUGAAAGUUGGCAAACAGGAAUUGCACAGCAGAUUCUAGUCUCUUAAUAGACACCCAGGUUUGUUUUUCUUUAUGAAUUAAGAUUGCUCGUUGUUUUCAGUGCUCGUCAUGUAAAGUGUUAGUACAGUUCAAAUGUACUUCUCUUUCAUUUGAUGGUGUUCCAAGAAACAUUGAGAUCAGUCACUUAAUGCUCACCCCCCAAAACUGUGAUAGUAAUCUUGUAAUAUUUUAUACCAAAGUUCUGCAUAGAUUCCUAUUGACUUUGUAAAGUCUACAAGAUCAUGAAGCACUAGGCAAGAGAAAAAAAGACAGGAACAGUAAAUUUGCUUUUAGUCUUUUUGCCUUUAUAUUGUUUUGCACAUUAUGAGAGGAAAAACAUUGGGAGAAUAUGUUUGAUUAUAUUGUUGUAGCAUUUUCUUUGGCUUUUUAACUGUUUGGGUGUUUUUUUUUUAAAAAAAGAAUUUUGUUUCACAGGGCCAGUACAGUAUAUGACAUACAGUACUUUUUUUAUGCACAUACGUAAUCUUGAUCAGGGUCAUUGCUAGUUAGAUUUUGUUUUUUAAACUGAUGUCAGCUUAGCUAGCACUUCCAUUUUUAAAAUCAGGAGCUUCGUUUCUGCUGCACAAAGGAACUCUGCAGCCCAGCUACCUUCUUCUUACUAAAGUAACAAAGAACAGCAGACAGAUACACAACAGGGUUAUGAAUGAUGGAAUAGUUUUUCAAGGCUAACUUGAUAUUUUGUGAUUUCUUGAGUCUUAAAGUGAGGAGCUUAUCCAUACUGCAAUGUGGCAUGGAUGCCAGGAAAAUUUAAAAUUCCCUCAUCAAACAACUCAAGAUUACUUUUUUGUUGUCUUGUAUUUGCAAGGUAACUUGUACUUUAUUCUUGUGUAAGCACUGUCAUCUUUUAGUAGCAAAAUUUUGAUACCUUUCUUGUGGGGGGUGGGGUGGGGAUCAAUUAUCUACCAUACCGUGGAAACAAUGUAAUUAUAGUGUGGGGUGUGCACACGUGUGUCUGCGUGUAUGUGUGUGAGAGAGAAAGUGAGAGUGUGUGCGAGAGAGAAUGGUUUAGUAGUACAUGCCAGCAGUCUGUGCUUGAAUGUUUAAAGAUGCCUUCAAUGUGAUGCUGGCUUGAUAGAUGUUUGCAGUUUUGAAAUGUUAUUUACUGUGUGAAAUUGGAUAACUAACAUUCCAUGAUGUAGUUUGUUUCUGAUGAGAUGAUUGUAGGUACAGUUCUUCUCAUUAUCCAAUCAUCUGUAGGAUAUUGAGUUUUUUAAUGUGCCAUUAUCUAUUUUAAUUCUGUACUCAUGUUAAAAAAAAGUAUACUAUUUUAUGAUUAACUUGUAAAAGCUCAAAAAUAGGUGUGUGCUUUCACAUCAGAAAAACUUUGUAUAACAGCAAAGUAAAUUACAGAGUAGCAACAUCUGGCAGUAAAAAAAGAAUUCCAUUAUGUAUAUAACAAACAUUUAAUGCAUUUAUUGUGAGUUGUGUAACUCAUUUGUUCUGUGCUCUGUUUUAACCUAGGGUGCCAUCAAACUAUGAAAUGAAACAUUCAGUUUUAAAUCAUUGAAUUGUAAUUGGUGGUAAUGACAGAGAACAACUUUAAUUUGAAUGAUGUACAACCAAACUAGAAUGGAAGCUGGACGAAGUCAUCAAAUUAUGUAUAUAUCAUUUCAGUGCUUUGUCCAAAAAUAAGAUUUUAAAUAUUUUGUGUAUUAAAAAUGUAAGGAAACAGGUUUUGCGUAGUUUGCAAAAAAAAAAGUGUUCUAAAUACGUUUAUUUUAUAAUUUUUUUAAAAGGAAUUUAAUUUUCAAAUCAAACUUGCAGAAUUUAAAAAACAAAAUCCAUACAAGUAUAGUGAGAGACUUUUCAACAUAAAAUGUGAAUUCUAUCAGAAACCUUUACAGAUAAUUCCCCUAAUCCAACUCUAGUCAUGCUGGGUGGGGGAUAUACACCCAGCUGGAAGCAAUGUAGUGCAGGUUGAGGACAUCCAUGCUUGUAUGCACACCCAGUUCUUGAUUGUGCUAAUUUGUAGGUACACAGAAGCCUGCUUUUUCAUACAUUGGGGUGAUUGUCUCCCAUUGUGGAUUGGAUGAACUAGAUAGGGGAAUUUGGUUAUGUUUGCUCCCCUAAAUAUGAUGAGCAGAAUGACCAGUCACCGCUGUGCUCUACUACCUCCUUUCAUUUCUUCACUGAAAUGAAUGGUGUUCAUGCAGUAGCAAUGCCUGGUACUGCACAAGGCAUUUCUAUUUUAUAAAAAAACCUUAUUUAAUAUAAAAAGGUUGUUUUUUUGUUUUGUUUCUUUUAGUAAUAAAGCUGUUGCUGUUGUAAAGUAAAUCUAAAUAUGUGUGAGAAGAUGUGUAAAUGAUUUUAAUGGAGGGGCUAGUGAAAAUCCUAAGUUCAGCCAACAGAAAACAGUUGUACAACCAUAGAUUCCGUUUUAAAAUGUAUGUCACACUACUUCUGUACUUCGCAUCUGAGAUCCAUGCAUUUGACAUGUUUCACAAACUGUACAGUUUUCUUCAAUGUGCAGUUUGCAUGAGUAAAUCAUCAGAGAAUAAAAUCUAUCUUUAAAUUGUA
Messenger RNA from Elgaria multicarinata webbii, 4583 nucleotides. It is a transcript of the gene ATF2, whose product is annotated as activating transcription factor 2. The transcript has 14 exons. The coding region runs from base 257 to 1876 and encodes 539 amino acids. NCBI's taxonomy places the organism in Eukaryota, Metazoa, Chordata, Lepidosauria, Squamata, Anguidae. Gene Ontology annotation, molecular function: DNA-binding transcription factor activity, RNA polymerase II-specific; cAMP response element binding. Gene Ontology annotation, biological process: regulation of transcription by RNA polymerase II. The record is from RefSeq and is a predicted model, not a curated record.